UCGAUCACUUAAAGGGAAUCUACUCUUGUGACUCGGGAAAGAAAAAAGGUUUAGCGAAAACAACCAAACAAAAGCGUUUGUCACGAAAAGCGGCGUUGAUUUGUAGGUCAAACAAGUUAACUCGUGAUUUAAUUUAUCACUUUGCCAAAUCGACAAUACACCUACUGCCAAAAUUGAGUAAUCUUUUAGUGCAUUAAUGAGUCACUAGUAAGUUGUCAAGAUGGUGGAUCGACUAGUGAACACGGAAUCUAAUGCACGGCGGAUAAAUUGUGUGGAAAAAUGCUUUGGCAACUCAGGACAGCCUCUGACCAUACCUGGGAGGGUCCUUGUGGGCGAAGGAGUUCUUACAAAGAUGUGUCGCAAGAAGCCAAAACCACGUCAGUUUUUUCUCUUCAAUGACAUACUAGUCUAUGGUAACAUCGUAAUCCAUAAAAAAAAGUAUAACAAGCAGCACAUCCUUCCCCUGGAGAACAUAAAGCUAGAGACUGUGGAAGAUGAUGGAAAUUUACGAAAUGGCUGGAAAAUUAUCAGCCCCAGCAAGUCGUUUGUGGUGUAUGCUGCUACUGCAACAGAGAAGAAAGAGUGGAUGGCACAUAUUCGAACUUGUGUGGCUAAUCUUAUUGCUAAACGAGGCCUGGCAGAGAAUGCAUUAGAAGACUCUCCUGUAUGGGUGCCAGAUUCUGCGGCCAGGACAUGCAUGCACUGUAAAAAGUCAGAAUUCACACUGAUCAAUAGAAGGCAUCAUUGUCGACACUGUGGGAUCGUUGCCUGCAAUGCCUGUACCUCAAAACGCUGGUUGUUGCCUCAGCAGUCAUCUCGGCCACUGCGUGUUUGUCUUACAUGUUACCACAAACUAGCAGGCAAAUCAACUCAAGAGCCUGAACUUGCUGGAGGUGACGAAUCCUCUGGUGAGGACUCUUCAGAUGAUGAUGAUGAGAGGAAUGAUGUAGCACAGAGCAGACAGAGUACAUCAGAUGAAGUAUCUUUUGAUGAUGCACAUUUCCAAACCUAUGACUAACAACAGAGGAAGAAGCUAACAACGAAGCUAUUUUUGAAAAAAAAAAAAAGAAUGAUUUGCAUUCAAGCGAAUAUAAAAAAUGGUUUUGAAAUUAUUGGUUUCCAGACAUUGACAGAGUUUUGGAAAAAAAGAAAGGCAAAACAGCUGUUUAAAGAAUUUUUUUAAAAUGUGAGAUGAAUGGCACAAAAAAAAAUAAUGGAGGAAUGUGUAUAUAGUUUGCAAGAAAUAAAACUGAGGUAGUCAAAUACAGUUGCAAAGAUUGCACCUUUAUUACUUUAUUAAAUUUAGUUUCUGAUAAAAUAUAAAACUAAAAUAUGAUCCAAUUUGUUGUAUAUUUUCUAUAUUCAUAUGGAAAAAGCAUUUUUAACAAAUGUACCUAUAAAACAUUGAUUAUUGUUUAUUGUUUUGUUAUUUUUGUUUGACAAUAAUAUUUUCCACGUAAGGUACAGAUUAGAUAAAGGGGCAUAAGAGAAGUUAAUACAGGUAUCAAGACCAUCACUUCAAUAUGUAUGUCCGAGUAAAACUGCUGCUGGCUCUUGAGAAUAGGAUAUAAGGAUUAGAAUUUGAGAGUAAAUCUAUUGUACAUUUGCUGUCGUGUGCACCUUACUUGCCAGCAAGCAUGUGAAAAGUAUUAUUGCUGUUUCUGGGUUUCGCAAGUAAUCCAGUGUUACACUACUCCAUUUUUCUGGUCACGUGUAUGUGUGAAUACGUGUGGUAGCCUGUGCGUGCACUUGCACACUUGUACCUGUGUGAACAUGACUGCAUGCUUGUGCCAAUUGAUAUACAUAUCUGUAACUAACUUUUAAAAAAAAACUAUUAACUGCAUAACAAAAAGUUCGAAGAACGUAUGGCAUUUUCAUUAGUAGUAUUAGAAAAAGUGUGUUCAAAGAUGGCUAGCUGUUUGUGUAUUUGUGGAAUGUUUGGUAAUCAACCAUUUGUGGUGUCUGUUCCCUUCCCCUUUAAAAAAGAGAAGGAGAGAACUCUUGACAGUUGCAUCCACCUUCCACUACACCAAAACUAGGAUGUUCUUUUGUGGGCACUAUUGAAAGUACAAUCUCCACUUUAGGUCAGUAGUAGUCAUGCAUAAGUGUUUAGUUUUGACAUUUGGAAAAUAAAAGAUAAGUGGUUGAAAGAGAAAUCCUUUUUUAUGCUAUUUCUAACUUAAUUAGUUCUACACAAUAUUUUGCUGUAUUUAGAAGUGAUUGUUAUAAAGGAGGCAGAGAAAAUUGCAAAAAGUCAUGACAGGUUGAUAUUUCAUUAAAAUAAUCAUGCCUUUUUUUUUCGUUUUAUUUUUUCUCUACCCCUUUACGACAUGCUGACUGCACAGACAUUGGAAAUUGCAGCUUUCUAGUUUAGCGACUUUCUUUUUGCAAAAGAUAAAAUAUUUGUUGUGCUUUAAAGAAAUGGCACAUCAGUUGCUAAUCAUGUUUAUUGUGCAUAUUCAUGGGUGCUUGAAAAGCCUAUUAACUGGCUGUUAAAAAUGGUCCAAAUUUUUGUUUUCAUCUGAGAUAUCUGUGCCACAUGCACAAAUGCAUUUUAUUAAUACAAGACAAGGAUGCAUGUAUGUGUGUGUGCACAUGCAGAACAGCUAAAUAAUGUGGCAUUGAGAUUGCAAGACCUGUAUGUGGUCUUUAGGUUUGUUGCUACUCUGGAAAGUUCUCUUGUGGUAAACUGUAAAAUGUUACAUUUCUUUGCAUGCUGUGCAGUGCCAUUGAUUUAUUUUUCAGUUAUUAAAAUUGUAUUCAUCAAAUUUCACCUUUAGGUUUGACAGAUAUGGCACUAGCAUUCAUGGUCAAUACAUUGCCUUCAUGUUUUGGGAUUUUAAACUCAUUGAUUCUGAAUGGCAUGGGUUAUCUUUUUUUAUGUCUCUUGUAUGCAACUUUGUUCCAGAUACAACUUCUGUACCGAUGAACUGUCAUCUUUUUAAUUCAAGAAAAGCUAUGAUCACGGUCUUGGGUUAGACUGGAUAGAUACUGGAGGGCAGGGAGGCUGUAUUCAGCAUGAUUGUAAGAUUAUGCAAAAGUUGCCUUUUAAGGCAUCUGUCCAAACCUGAUAUUAUUGCCUUAAAUAUUUGGGAAAUGACACUUCCUGUUGCCUAUUUUGGGGGAGGAAUAAAACAAAAGAAGUGCCUUCCAAAUUUGUUCAAAGUCAAGGUUGUGGGUUAAAAUGUAGAUGAGACAUUGUGAAUAUUUAUGAACCAGUUUCUCAAGAAAGCCUAUAAUCAAGAAAAGUUGUCCUUGCAUUGUUGUAGAUGAAAAAGAAAACCUAUUAAAAAAGUGGUUUAAAACCAUUUAACACAUGGCCAUUUUUCCUGCCUGCUGAUUGUAUCCCAAAUGUUUUCAAGUAUUCAUUCUGGUGCAGGAAUUAGUUUUGAUGUCAGCUGGUGAUAUCAUUGUGUGUUUUGUUUUUUGUGUGAAUGGACGAUGUGUAAGAGAAUAAUGUAAAUAAACAAUAGAAUAUCUGUUCACCUAGACUUAUUAAUUUCAUCUGGAAAUUGUGGGUGUAUUAUGAUUAAUAUAUAAUAAGCAAAAGCUAGCCUGGCAGCAUAUAUUUCUUGUUUUACACAGAAUGCAAAACUUGAAAUAGGAUUUAGGUUGAAAAAAAUAAUGGAGGUCUUAAUUUCACCGGAGUAAUGGGAGGUGUUUGCACUCUGUUGUAAAAAUAUAAGUUAACCUAUAACUUUUAUAAAUCUAACACAGCAGGCAGUAUUAGUCAUAUUAUGCUAGGCAUUUUUUAUAUACUAAAGUUUAAUAUUUAAUCACUAAUGAAAUAAAUGGAUGCAUUCAUUCCUGUAAAUUUAAAAUAUUGUGCAUGGGCUGGGUGUAAUGGCUGUAUUUUUGCUGUGAUGUUCAAAUAUUAAUUUUUUUUUUUAAAUCUUUAUCUUGACAGAUUUCUGUAUUUCUUUUAGCCGGCCAGACCACAUUGGUUGGAUGAUGAGAACUUUGCUGCAUUUUUGUUGUUUUGUUUUCUCUCGUGAAAAUGAAAUGCUUCUUAGUGGACUGCUCAUAAAAGACCUCAGUAAUAUGGUAUAUUGGGGUUUUUUACAUUUAUUUUGAAAGUGGUGAAAUUGAAUUUAUGAGAGCAUCUACAAGCAGCUAUUCCUUUUGGAAACCAAACAUUUUGAGAAAAAUGUAUUUUGGAAGUUUGACUCCGUGUUGAGUGUGCAUUGUUUCCAAAAGAAUAACAUCCACAAAUGAUUGGUCAGUAAUAGACUAGAAUGUUUCCAAAGUGGUAUACUACACUAGAAUAUACAUAAAGCUCAAGGUUGGAGGGGUGGUGGGAGAAUUUCCUUCAACACUACCUUCAGUGCUUUCGGGCAGUCUUUGAUUUUACAUGGAUAAGAAAAUGAUUGUGUUUGAUAGGACACAUGUAAAUUUAUAUUUCAGCGUGCAUUUAUGAGAAAAAAUUUGAAAUGUUUCUCCUCUGCAAAGUUCUAUUAGCACAAAACUGUUUGGUUUUUUUACCACUAGAAUUCUCUUCUGUACCAGAAGAAUAGUGAAUAAAUAGUGAGAGGCCUAAAAGAUCAAAGAAAUUUUGUUUUCUUAACCAUGCACCAAUGGUGCAACAAUAUUAGCCUUAUAAUUUCAAGCUAUUUUCUGUCUUACAGUUUUGUUUAAUAAGAAUAACCAAAAUUUUCCCCAUUUACAAUGUCGCCAUCAGUUGCACAUUAUUUUUCAAAAGUGCAAUUUUUUUUUUUACCUGUUUUUCAAUAAAUGUGAAAAUACUAGUAAUGUGGCAAAUGUGAUAGGCAUGUCUCUGUUACUGUAAUUUAUUGGACAGUUUCUGACAGACCAAGGUCAGAGCACUUAUGUCCAUUUUUGCAUACUUUUGUCACUGUGUGGCAGCUCUUGAAAUGAUAUGUGAGAAGAUGCCAUUUGAGAUUAUGCCAUGAUACUGAAACUGACAUGAUUAACAACAGGUAUCUGAUUUCCACAAUUGUGAUAUUCAGGAAAGUUUGUGUUUUAGUGGCAUAUUUGUAUCAACAUUGGGGAGGAAAGAAACGAAACUCUCAAAAGUUCAUUCCUGUUGUUUCGCCAUGUACAUUUUGUAGAGAAGAAUAAAUACUGAUUUAAUCACA
Pomacea canaliculata is the source of this 5096-nucleotide messenger RNA. Its product is annotated as pleckstrin homology domain-containing family F member 2-like. The coding region runs from base 221 to 1018 and encodes 265 amino acids. NCBI's taxonomy places the organism in Eukaryota, Metazoa, Mollusca, Gastropoda, Architaenioglossa, Ampullariidae. The record is from RefSeq and is a predicted model, not a curated record. Gene Ontology annotation, molecular function: metal ion binding; phosphatidylinositol binding. The transcript has 9 exons.